Messenger RNA from Stylonychia lemnae, 303 nucleotides. The record is from the annotation of a GenBank genome assembly. Lineage: Eukaryota; Ciliophora; Spirotrichea; Sporadotrichida; Oxytrichidae.
AUGGAAAAUAUUGAAAAUUAAGACUCAGAACUCUAAUUUUAGCAAGAGCUUUAGAAAAUAGAUGUGCCAAGCUUAAGCGAGUUUGAAUAAGGCAGAUUCUAACUGAUGAACUUGACAAAGCAAUAUGACUUGUCCAGCUAUGUUUACCCAAUAUGCAUAUCAGAUUGCGUUAAAGAUAAUAGAAAUGAUAAAAGAGUGUUCUCAACUGAGGAGCUUAGAUGUGCAAAUAACUGCAUCAGCAAAUACAGAUUGAGUCUCUAGACAUUAACUUCUUUUGUGACUCAAAACUUGGGCAACUAAUGA